AUGACGAUGAUAAUUCGUGAUUCAACAUUAAUCAUAUGGUGGUUAGCAACAAUAUUUUGGAUAAUCAUCGAAAUUCGUAGCCAAUCAUGUGGUCCACGUAUUAGUCCAAGAUUAUUAAAAGAAAAUGUGAUACCUUGUGAUAUAAAUACAAAUGGUUAUUGUACAGAACCUGGUCAAGCAUAUCCAUGGAGUUCAAUGAGACGUUUUAUAUUUGAAAAUCAAGGUUUUGUUAAAAAAAUGUAUGGUGAACAGCGGCAAAGUCAAAUAAUUCAUGAUGAACUUGAAAGAUUAAAUAAUCUUUAUCAAGAUUCAUCGUCGCGAUUAUCAUCAGCAUCUAGACGUCAUAGUAAACAACGACAAAAUUUUGGUAAAUUAAAUUCCAAUCACAAUGUUGAUGAUGAUUCGAACAAAACCGGUGAUGAUCGUUUUCAAUCGAAACAUAGUCAAGCAACAACAACAACAACAACGACAACAAUAAUGAUGACGGCAACCACCGAUCAUUAUGAACAAGAUUUAAUUAUUAAUGAGAAUCAAUCAAUAACUGAUAAUCCGAUCAUCAAUGAAUCACGUUAUAAUGCAUGUCCAAUUACUCAAGAAGUGGUUGCACCAUACUGGGCAAAUAAUACCCGUGGUGAAACAUUAGCAUUAUUAAAUGUUUAUCCAUUCGAACAAUAUAUUCAUUGGGAAAAAUGUACGAAUGAAUAUGAACAAAUGUUCUGUAGAGAUGGUUGCCGCUGUGAACAACAAUAUCGGCUACAUCGUCUAUUAGCAUUUGAUCCUAAAAAUGAAUGUCGUGGUAUUUUCGCAGAUUGGUUUCGUUUUCCUGGCUGUUGUGUUUGUAUCUGUUAUGAUUAUUAUCAUGACAAUGAUCAACAAAAUCAACAACAUGAACGGAUUAAUAAUCGAAAAGCUCGUCUUUGAAACCGAUUCGAAAAUUCAUAUUCAAUCACUAGCACUGUAUUAUAUAUCAAUGAAAUUUAC
Messenger RNA from Dermatophagoides farinae (American house dust mite), 981 nucleotides. The record is from RefSeq and is a predicted model, not a curated record. Lineage: Eukaryota; Metazoa; Arthropoda; Arachnida; Sarcoptiformes; Pyroglyphidae.